AUGUCCAAGCUCAAGAAGGAUGUGCUGUCUAUCGACGGCAUCUACUACGACACUGAGAAGGUGGCGCUGAUGCACCCUGGCGGUGCGAUGAUGGUGCGCCUCUGCAACGGCCGCGAGUGCACGGCGAUCUUCCUUACCUACCACCGCCGGCGCUUCCCCCACACGCUCUACGAAAAGUACCAGGUGCCAAAGGACCAAGUGCACCCCGACAGCCUAAUCGAGCAACGCCAGCAGCCGAGCUACGACAGUUACCUGGAGCUGUGCAAGAGGAUUCAGCCGAUUAUUGCACCAACCAAGGGUUUUGCUCCGUGGCACUACUACCUGAAGGCGGCCAUCUGGCUAAUGGUGAUGCUCGGCCUCGAUCUCUACUCCCUGUUCUACCGCCGCGCGUACUUGCUGACCGUUCUCCAGUCUCUUUCCAUGGCCAUGGUCGGCCUGAACGUUCAGCACGACGCCAACCACGGGGCACUGAACCGCGACUGGCACGUUAACCGCAUUAUGGGGCUCUCGCAGGAUCUGCUGGGUGGUAGCAGUAUCAGCUGGAUUGUGAACCACGACUACGUUCACCACAUCUACACUAAUGAGCCGGAGCGUGAUGCCGACCUCGAAAUACCGCUGCUCCGCCUGCACAGCGGCAUCCCGGCCAGGCUGGUUUACUGCUUUCAGCAGCUCUACAUCUUCCUUCUCGAGGCCGUCUUCGGUCCGGUGCACGUGCUCUUCAACAUCAUCUUCCUCGCCAAGGGCCCUAGUGAGAAGCAGCGUCUUAUCAAGACACAGUGGGGCGUGAGCCUGUGCAUGCUCUCCAUCAUCCCGUACCGUCUCCUGUGCAACUUCCUGCACGCGACGAGCUUCUGCGACGGUGUGAUGAACUGCAUGCUGCAGUACACGUUUGGCGGCUUCUACCUCGCCUACUUUUUUCUCUUGUCGCAUAACUUCGACGGCGCCAAGAAGGUCGGCACAAGUGACGGGCAGGACUUCGUCGCUUGCCAGGCGGAGACGAGCUGCAACUUUGGUGGCUGGUGGUGGGGUCAGAUAAACGGCGGUCUCAACUUCCAGAUUGAGCACCACCUAUUCCCACGGGUGCACCAUGGUUACUACGCCUACCUGGCGCCGAUUGUGCGCGAGUUCUGCGAGGAGCGUGGCUUCACCUACACCCACUACCGCACGAUUCAGGAGAACGUGAUGAGCACGCUCCGCCACAUGGAGCAGUACGGACGUGGUCAGGAGAAGCAGAAGAGCGCCUAG
Leishmania mexicana MHOM/GT/2001/U1103 is the source of this 1245-nucleotide messenger RNA. Its product is annotated as putative delta-6 fatty acid desaturase. Gene Ontology annotation, biological process: lipid metabolic process. NCBI's taxonomy places the organism in Eukaryota, Euglenozoa, Kinetoplastea, Trypanosomatida, Trypanosomatidae. The coding region runs from base 1 to 1245 and encodes 414 amino acids. The transcript has a single exon. Gene Ontology annotation, cellular component: membrane. Gene Ontology annotation, molecular function: oxidoreductase activity, acting on paired donors, with oxidation of a pair of donors resulting in the reduction of molecular oxygen to two molecules of water. The record is from RefSeq and is a predicted model, not a curated record.